GGAAUUCGAUUUCUUUGGAAUGGCUACUAAUGGGCACGCUUGCAGAAAUUCAGACGAUAAAAGCGUUUUAAUCAUAAAUUGGCCGUUAAUGCUGCAAUCCCACGUUUGAUAUUCGUACGAAGUUCAUCAAUCGUCGCUGGCUUGUUGGCAUACGCCAUAGGCUUGACGUCGUUUGCUGUCCCUAUCGGUCUACUUUUGUAGCGUUCUUUUUGAAAACCCAUAUAUUACAAUGUUUUCCUUCCUUUUUCACACAUAACUAAAAUUCUCCCUUAAAAAAUUAAUGAAUAUAAAUAAAUCCAUUUUUAAAUAUUUUUUUGUGUUUCUUUAACAUUACUUUCAUAUUCCCCUCUUUCUAUUUGUUCCACUGAAACCACACAUUUUUUGCUUCAUUUUUAUUUGUAUUAUUUAUAACGGACACUUUUAGAAUAUAAUAUUUUCUCCUUUGUCACAGAGUUCCGACUAUAUCCAUCUUUUCUCAGAGUUGUCUUAUUUCAGUGCCAACAGAGAAUCAAAGUCGUCGAUCUAACACGUAUGCUUCCUUUUCUCAGAUUUUGGUUCCAAGUUAGUUCGUUCCAGUUCUGUUUCCAUCCAGGUAUUUUGGGAGACUUUUUUUGUUUUUUUGUUUAGAGAUGACGCAUUUCUGAUUUCAUGGUCAGUACAGUUUUGCGGCAGGACUCUUGACGGCAAAUUGAAGCAUAACCACCAUAGUAUACUUCCUUUCUUGAACAUUUUUUUCAAUUUUCGAAGAUGUAUUAGCUAUUGCUUGAUCAUUGUAAGUGAAGCUUUUUGUAAUAUCCGAGCUCACAAUUAUAGAGUAAUGUUUUCCUGAUACCGCCGCAGAAUUUCUCUCCAGCAAAGCUUUAAAAACGUAUGCGUCUAUAAAAACUUGCGUCAGUUCUAGUUCUACUAUAAUAUAGUAUAAUGUGUUGGUUCUAAUCCAAGAGAAUGAUCUUGAGAAGUUCUCGAAUAUUCGAAAAUAGGAGCUCUAGUAAAAGAAAUUCGAUAUUUUUCAAAGCGAUGACUUUAGUAAUUUGUAUCCCACGAGUUUAUGAACCUGCAUCGACCGAAUUUCCAUUCCAUCUGCGAUUCGUUGCUGGAUCGAUACAUUUUUACAUGGAAAGUGAUUCAGUAACGAAAACGUCAAGCGAAAACGGUCUUUGUGGAAUCGCGGUAAGGCAGACUAAUCGGUGGCCAAACAAUGAUGGACGGUCAGGAUGGUUUAGCUAGGUAUUUGAUGAAUUUGACAGAGAAUAAUUUAUUUUGAGCUUCUUCUCUCGGCAAUGACAGGCCACACAAACUUAUGCAUACUCGGAAGAAGUUUAGAGCGUUUGUUUGGGAUGUUCUUUUGCGUCCUCUUUAUAGUCAGGACUAGGCACCACCGAUACUGAUACUGGUCGGACUCUAUUAUUAUGUCUAUAAUAUAAAAAAUUAAUCGCUGAAUGUUUUGCUACGCGCUAAACUCGAGAACAGCUGAAACGAAACGAUUUUGCUAAUUCCUUUUUUUAGAAUAUUGCCUGAAGUCACAAGGGUUUGGGGUGGUUUUUACGUAGAAAAAAUUAAAAAAAUAACAUUAUUCCCAUGAGCAACUAUAUGUUGUAUGCUCAUUUGUGGGAAAACCCAACCCAAAAUUUUGUAAUAAUUUUGCAAUAUUAGGUCAGAUUAUGGCAAAAAUAUUUGGAUGUGUCUUAGCUUAAUUGUAUUACGCGCAAGGUCAAACUGUUUUAGCACACUUGCGGCAACUCUUUAUUGUUUUUUGUUAUCCGAGAUUGGGUUAUAGCAGUAAAGGCUUUUAAAUACUAUUGUUAGGUACAAAAGCGUUGGAUGUGGCCAAGAAUAAGGAUUAAAGGAUGCACAAACAAAAGGAAUUCUAAGAUUGUAGAAGCUAAAGCAAUUAAGGUACUAUCUUUUGUCGACUACCUGUCGAGCGGUUAGACAGUAAGUGUAUCCUUUCUACCUGUGAAUUAACCACUGUGCUUACGUCGUUCAACGAUCGCACUAUAAAACCUGGUGCCUUCACCGUACCAUACUCACAGUGAGCUUCACAUCCACAGGUGAUAGACAUAAGAUAGAAAGUAACGACGAAAAAAAAUAUUGUGCGAAAUAUCAAUAAACAAAUAAAAAGAUAUAGACAUGCUACCGAUUUCCAACGCUCAACUCUUGGACGAGAAUGAGAUGCUUCUGAAGAUGAAGCCGAAGGAUGUAAUAUCAUGGGCAAACAUAUGGCUGGCAGAGUAUAAUGAUCUACCGAAAGAAGUAAUUCAACAACUCGAUCCGGAAACUAAAGAGAAAUUUGAAUCUAAAUAUUUACUGGCACAGAGAAUCUCUAGAAUAUCCGAAACGGAGGAUUUACAAAGUGUAAAUCUGCCUGUCGCUUCCACAAGCCGCCAAGCUACGAAUGUUACUGCCGCCAUCGGUAGCGACUCCUCUACAGCUGAGAAUUCCGCACCAGCCACUUUGGAGGCAGAACAUCAUUCCUUACAAAGUGAAAAACAGCUUGUCACUUCCACAAGCUGCCAAGCUACGAAUGUUACUGCCGCCAUCGGUAGCGACUCCUCUACAGGUGAGAAUCCCGCACCAGCCACUUUGGAGGCAGAGCAGCAUUCCUUACAAAGUGAAAAACAGCUUGUCACUUCCACAAGCUGCCAAGCUACGAAUUUUACUGCCGCCAUCGGUAGCGACUCCUCUACAGCUACGAAUCCCGCACCAGCCACUUUGGUGUCACCCAAUCCAGCUAACCAAUUGAAUGACGAGCCAUGUACAAGUACGACCGCGACUCGUUGCACUAAGCGUCGCAUCUCUUAUGACGCUUAUAACGCUGAUCCACGUAAACGUGUGAUGAGAGAAAUGAAUCGAGAGGUGUACCUCAGUGAUAGAUCAACAAAUGCGCAAUGCGACGACCAUGUAGCUCCCAGUGGUGGAGCUUCUGUCAUAACUUCAACUCAAACUAAUAUAGUCGACAGCAGUAACAAUAGAAGUGAAGAAAUUCAAGCGACCACACCAACACCGGCACCCUCGCCACCUAUGGCAUCUUCGACACCUCUACCAAUGCCACCACCGUCCAAUGAUAGGAAAGCUGUUGGCUACAUAGUGAUUGGUCCGAAUGGCACGCAAGUACCCAGCGACAAAUUCAAGACUAUCUCAUUUACGUCUUUUACCGCGGCCACUCGCAGCUUACUUUGCAUGAUCUUCACGGAAGAGAUCCUAGCGACAAAUACACUUACUGGCAAGCCCUCGCCAGCAUUUGUGGGACGUGAGCGUCCUUCUAAGGGUAAAUUGGAUCCGAAGAAGGUUGAGGAUAUCAUACAGUGUGUGAUCUUUCGCACUUCUUGCACCGCAAAAGAAGUUCGCUGGACAAUCACCACUAAAUGCGCCGACAGCGCAAAGAAGUUUAGACGUCUCAGCAUGACUCGCCGUAAUUGAGCUAAAAGAUUAAAGAGAGAGGUUUAAUAUUAUUUUUAGAGAAAAUUAGUUUAUUAUC
Zeugodacus cucurbitae (melon fly) is the source of this 3478-nucleotide messenger RNA. RefSeq lists its product as uncharacterized. Gene Ontology annotation, cellular component: nucleus. NCBI's taxonomy places the organism in Eukaryota, Metazoa, Arthropoda, Insecta, Diptera, Tephritidae. The record is from RefSeq and is a predicted model, not a curated record. Bases 2131 to 3420 code for a protein of 429 amino acids. The transcript has a single exon. Gene Ontology annotation, molecular function: DNA binding; transcription corepressor activity. Gene Ontology annotation, biological process: negative regulation of Notch signaling pathway; positive regulation of neuron differentiation.